AUGGCACAGGGGUCCGAAUCGAAGCCCAAUGGCACAUCGCCAUCAAGCUUCCAAUCUGCUAAUCAAGACCUCGAUUACGAUGUCUUGAUAGUUGGUGGCGGCCUCAGUGGGAUCUUUUCACUUUAUCGAGUGCGGGAACUGGGGUUGAGAGUAAAAGUCCUUGAAGCCGGUUCUGCCGAAGGAGGCACUUGGUUCUGGAACCGAUAUCCUGGAGCUCGAUUUGAUUCAGAGAGCUAUUCCUACAUAUUUUCCUUCUCUCAAGAAGUGUUGGAUGAGUGGGAUUGGACUGAGCAUUUCUCGCCUCAGACGGAGACUCUACGCUACAUCCAGUACCUCACCAAGAAGUUCGACCUGAAAAAGGACAUGCAAUUCAACACGCGUAUCCGGUCAGCUCGCUUCCAGGAAGACACAAGGUCUUGGCUUUUGACCGAUGGAAACGGUGCCACUUACACAUGCCGUUACCUGGUGACAGCGAUGGGUAUUCUCAACGAACCCACUCUGCCAAAUAUUGCCGGAGUUCACAACUACAAGGGAGAAGCAUGGCACACGGCCCGCUGGCCUGGAGACGGCGCCAGUCUUGACGGCAAGCGCGUGGCCAUCAUCGGCACAGGCGCAACUGCCAUCCAGACGAUCCAGGAAAUUGUCAAGACAGUUGGCUCUUUGACUGUAUUCCAGAGGACGCCCAAUUGGACUGCACCACUACGGAAUACAAAGAUUAGUCCAAAGGAGAUGGCCGAUAUUCGGAGGCGGUAUCCUGAGAUCUUCCGUCAGUGCUUGGACUCUUACUCGUGUUUCAUACAUGUCGGUGACACAAGAAGUGUCUUUGACAUGGAAGAAAAAGAGCGCCUGGACCAUUGGGAGGAACUUUAUGCACAGCCUGGGUUUGCAAAGGUGCUCGGCAUCUCAGGCGACAUUUAUACCAACCGCGAAGCGAACAAACUGUACAGUGAUUUCCACGCAAACAAAAUCCGCCAACGCGUCAACGACCCCAAAGUUGCAGAGAAACUUAUUCCGAAGAAUCACGGUUUCGGCACUCGUCGAGUCCCGCUUGAAAGUGGCUACUAUGAGGCAUUCAACAGACCGAAUGUCAGCUUGGUUGAUAUCACAGAGACCCCUAUCGAUCACAUCACGGAAAAGGGAAUCAAGACGAGCGAGGAAGACUUUGAAUUUGAUGUCAUCAUCUACGCAACAGGGUUCGACGCCAUCACUGGAUCGUUCCGGGCUGUAGACUUCCAAGGUAUCGGGGGCAAACAACUCACAGAUGUUUGGAGCGAGGGGAUCCAAACUUUCCUUGGCUUAACUGUCAAGGGAUUCCCUAACAUGUUCAUGGUUAUGGGACCGCACCAGAUGUUUGGCAACAUCCCCCGCAGCAUCGAGUAUGCCGUAGAGUGGGUUGCAGACUUCAUCCGGUAUGCUCGAGACAAUAACAUCACAUCUGUUGAGGCUACAGAUGAAGGUGUCCGCAUGUGGACGGAUCAUGUAUGGAAAUGCGGAGAAGGUCUUCUGGCUAACGAGGUGGACUCUUGGAUGACAGGUGUCAACAAGAACCUCGCUCAUAAGCAGAAGAGGUCUAUGACACGGUAUAAUGGGCCUGCACCUGGCUAUAGAAAGCGGUGCGACGAGGUGAAGGCCAGGAAUUAUUCUGAUUUUGUGCUUGGAUGA
This is a messenger RNA of Colletotrichum paranaense, 1662 nucleotides long. RefSeq names its product phenylacetone monooxygenase. The record is from RefSeq and is a predicted model, not a curated record. Gene Ontology annotation, molecular function: flavin adenine dinucleotide binding; N,N-dimethylaniline monooxygenase activity; NADP binding. NCBI's taxonomy places the organism in Eukaryota, Fungi, Ascomycota, Sordariomycetes, Glomerellales, Glomerellaceae. The transcript is spliced from 2 exons. Bases 1 to 1662 code for a protein of 553 amino acids.